Fusarium oxysporum Fo47 is the source of this 1545-nucleotide messenger RNA. RefSeq lists its product as uncharacterized. The transcript has 6 exons. Lineage: Eukaryota; Fungi; Ascomycota; Sordariomycetes; Hypocreales; Nectriaceae. The record is from RefSeq and is a predicted model, not a curated record. Gene Ontology annotation, molecular function: oxidoreductase activity, acting on CH-OH group of donors; FAD binding. Bases 1 to 1545 code for a protein of 514 amino acids.
AUGGUCCAUAAGCCUACCCCCAGUCCUAGCUCUGCUAGCGACGCCGUUCGUUGGGAAGAGACUGAUGUUCUCAUUGUCGGCUCUGGCCCAAUCGGUGCCACCUUCGCCCAUACCCUUGUCAAGAAAGGCAUCAAGGUUACGAUGAUCGAUAUCGGCCAGCAAGAAACUCGACGCAUCGGUGAUCAUAAGAAGAACAGCGUUGCGGUUCAGAAGGAUAUCAGCUUGUUCACCAACGAGACUUUAACUCAUAGUGUGCCUAGGGAGAACUGCACCCACUCUCUGUGCCAACUAACACGGCGCGACCUGUCAUGGAACCGGCCUCCUGGGCUCCUCGGUAGGGUAAUGCACUCUCAUGAUAGGGACUAUGCUAAAGUAAAAAGACCCACUGACGCGGCCUACGUCCUCAAUGGCCAGAACCCAGACCAGAAAUCUUACGGCAACCUUCCCGCCGCAGCUGCGACUCGUGUCGUCGGUGGUAUGGGAUCUCACUGGACAUGCUGCACUCCUCGACAGCAUAAGGGGAUCGAGCGCUCUGACCUUUUCAGCGAUGGCGAGUGGAACACUCUCUACGGCCGGGCCGAGAAGCUCUUUACCAAGACCGACGAUGCUUUUGACGACUCUGUCCGCCAGAGGCUGGUUAAGCGUGUCCUUACUGAGGCCUACCCCGAUCGUGAGAUGAAGAGCAUGCCGCUGGCUUGUAAGCGAAAGCACGAUAACAAGGAAUACGUCGAGUGGUCUUGCACUGCUACCAUUCUUGGGGAACUCUCUAAGCCUGAGUACUUUUACAAGGGCGAGGAACGGCUCUUCGACAUGAGACCCAACACUCAGUGCGACAAGCUGGAACUGGAUCCCGAUCAUCAAAUUGCCUGGGCUUUGAUCAAUGACCUUGAAGCGAACCAGCAGUACUACAUCCAUGCCAAGAAGUAUGUUGUUUGUGCUGGAGCUGUUCUCACUCCCGGUAUUCUCCACAAGUCUGGACUAAAGCCAAGACUUCCAGCUUUGGUUUAUUUCCCGCUGUCCGAGAAAUACCCCUGGCACACUCAGAUUCACCGAGAUGCUUUCGGAUAUGGAGAGGUUCCAUCCAACAUCGAUCAACGCCUUGUAGUCGAUCUGCGCUGGUUUGGCUACAUGAAACCUGACCAAGAAAACUACGUCACAUUCUCUAACAAAACAAAGGACCAGUUUGGAAUGCCUCAGCCAACCUUCAACUUUGUCUUGGACGAGGAAGCCGAUGAGCGUUGCAAGCGAAUGAUCACAGAUAUGAUUGAGGUGGCUAGAAAGCUUGGCGGCUUUCUUCCGGGUGCAGAGCCCAAGUAUCUUGCUCCCGGUUCCGCCCUUCAUAUCUGCGGCACAUACCGCGCAGGAAGCACGCCAGUUGACAGUGUUGUCAACAAGAACGGUAAAGCCUGGGGUGUUAAUGACCUUGUUCUUGGAGGAUGCGGUGUCAUUCCUACCCAGAACGCUUGUAACCCUACACUCACUGCUGCUUGUUUCGCUCUUGCAGCCGCCGACAAGAUUAUUGAAGAUCUUCAUGUCGACCAGUGA